Molecule: messenger RNA, 6674 nt
Organism: Nezara viridula (southern green stink bug)
Lineage: Eukaryota; Metazoa; Arthropoda; Insecta; Hemiptera; Pentatomidae
Source: the annotation of a GenBank genome assembly
UUUUUUUAAUAUUCUCACAACCUGAAAUUCUGCUAAUGUAAUUUGACACUUUUUCUUUUUUGAAAUGUUCAUACACAUAAUACUUUAUGUUAUAGUAAAAAAAAAAAGUUUAUCAGUUACUGGUCAUUAAAUGUAAUACCUGGUACAUAUGCCUUAACUAUGUUAUCAGAAAAUUAUACGAUUGAAGCUUAUUCAUUCUGUCAAUCUUUAAAUAGUUACAAAAAAAAGUACUUAUUUUUAAAAUCAAUAGACUCUUAUCAAAUAGGUGUGAAUUGAUAACUUUUGUCACCUAUCUCGUGCUCUUCAGUCUGCAAUGUGAAAUGAUAAGAUUACAGUAGAAUAUAUUAAAAAACAAUGGUUAAGAAUGGAUAUGAACAGAAACAUGCAGAAAUGGUAUGGGUCAGACCUCUUAAAGAUGGAGAGUUCCACUUACCUUGGGCUGCAAAAGUUAUUGAGAGGGAUAGUUCUAAAUCCAAACUUUCAGAUGAAGAAGGAAAUAUUGUUUUUGUUGACAAUACUGCCAUCAUCAAGGAAUUACAUCCUUCCGACAUAAAACCUGUGAAUGAUAUGAUCAAUUUGUAUGAUUUAAGUGAACAUUCCUUAUUAAGAAAUAUCCAGUUAAGAUAUAAUGAAAACAUUAUUUAUACUUAUAUUGGUGGUAUCCUUGUAGCAGUAAACCCUUAUAAAAAUUUAAAUAUUUAUUUUGAAGAUUUUAUUAGUAAAUAUCAAGGAAAGAGACUUUUCGAACAAGAUCCACAUAUUUUUGCCAUUGCAGCACAAGCAUUGAAUAAUUUGAAAAGACAAUUACACAACCAGUGUAUUGUAAUAAGUGGUGAAACUGGAUCUGGAAAAACUGAGAGUACUAAGUUCUUAUUGAAUUUCUUAGCUGCAAGCAGUAGUAAAAGCUCGAUAGGAAACAAAAUAGUUCAGGCUAAUCCAAUUUUAGAAGAAUUUGGAAAUGCAAAAACUACACAGAAUGAUAAUUCAUCGCGUUUUGGGAAAUACAUUGAGAUUUUUUUCCGAAAAGAUGGAACAAUGAGUAGUGCUUCAAUGCAGCACUAUCUUUUGGAAAAAGCCAGAAUUAAAUCUCAAAACCUUGGAGAUAGAAAUUAUCACAUCUUUUACAGUCUUUUAGCUGGCCUUCCUCAAGAUUUAAAAGUUCAAUUGAAAUUGACUAAACCUAAUGAUUAUUUUUAUUUGAAACAGGGUUCAACUUUUCUUUGUGAGGGAAGAAAUGAAAAAGAAGAAUUUUUGAGAUUGAACACAGCUUUUUCAACUCUUAAUUUUACAGACAAGGAAAUUACAUCAAUAUUUCAAUUACUUGCUGCAGUUCUUCACAUUGGAAACUUCACCUACGUUAGUAAAGAUGAUAGUGAUGAAGAUACACAAGUAAACCAUGACAUGCACUUACAAUGUGCAAUCCAACUUCUUUCUGUUGAAGAAGAACACUUCAUUCAAGCACUCACUCAUAAGUUGCUGUUAGUUGAAGGAACUAAAGUUGUUUCGAGCAUGACCAUUGAACAAGCAAAACGAAACAGGGAUGCAUUUGCAAUGUCAUUAUAUAAUCAUCUGUUCUCUUUUAUUUUAACUACUAUUAAUAAGUCAAUAUCCAAUCAUAAACGUUCAGGAUCUCCUUCGAUUGGUAUCCUCGACAUAUUUGGUUUUGAAAACUUUGCUUCCAAUAGUUUUGAACAACUUUGUAUAAACUAUGCCAAUGAGCAUUUGCAACAAUUUUUUGUUGGACAUGUAUUUAAACUUGAGCAGCAAGAAUAUAUCCAGCAAAAUAUCCAGUGGAAAAGUCUUUCAUAUGAAGACAAUGAAGAUGUCUUAGGUUUGAUUGGUCUUAACAAAAUGAGUAUACUAAGCAUUUUGGAUGAGCAGACAAAAUUUCCAAAGGGUUCAGAUCGAGCUAUUCUUCUGAAAUGUAAUCAGCUCCAUUUUGAUAACAAAAAAUAUAUAAAACCUAAAGCAGAAGUGAAUUUAACGUUUGGGAUUAAACACUACGCUGGCACAGUUUCCUAUUCUGUAGAAGGAUUUAUUGAAAAGAAUGUGAAUGUACUGAGCUUUGAAUGGCGCGAAGUAAUAAAUGAAUCUGGAAGUCAGUUUUUAAAAGAUCUUUUCAUAAAAGAACUGAACUCUGGAAAAAGUCGACCUCUGACAUUGGCUGGCCAGUAUAAAGUAUCUCUUGAAAGUUUAAUGACUACCCUUGGGUCUGGAACUCCUUUUUUUAUUCGUUGUAUAAAACCAAACUUGGCAAAAGAAUCAAAUGUAUUCAACAGAGAACUUGUUUGCCAACAACUUAGAUAUGCCGGGAUGAUGGAAACUGCUAAAAUUAGACAAACUGGUUAUCCUAUAAGAUACUCCUAUAAACAGUUUGUAUCAAGAUAUAGAAUGUUAGUACCUGGUUGUCCUACAAUCAAUAAGAUUUUAGAUGUGAAAGAAACUGCGAAAACGAUUUGUGAAAAGUAUUUGGAUACAAAGGAGUACCAGUUUGGUAAAACAAAAAUAUUUUUGAAAAUACCUGAUGAAAAACUCGAGAUUAUAAGAGAUCAAAUUUUUUCAAAAAGUGCUGUGAUUUUGCAGAAACAUUGCAAGGGUGCUCUAGCACGAAUUAGGUUUUUGAGAAUCAGAAAUGCCGCAGUUGUCAUCCAGAGAUAUUGGAGAGGUUAUAAACCUCGAUCUAACUUUAGAGUUAUUCAGCGUGGCUACCACAGAUUAAAGGCUGUAUUGAGAUCAAGGCAGUUAAAACAUAAUUACAGUAAAAUGAGAUCAUCAAUAAUUAGUUUUCAGGCCAGGUGUCGGGGAGUUCUCGCUAGAAAAAAAGUAUUAAACUUAAAAACAAUGAAGAAACCUAAGAUUCCUCCUAAACCAAUUCCAAAGCCAAGAAAGAAUAGCCUUCCUAAGAUGUGGAUUGAUGAUUUUAUUACAAAUGUCUUUGAGAAUGCAAUAGAAGACAAAAACAUUCCUAAUGAAUUGGGAAAAGAUCCAACAAAAGCAAAUAAUAACAAUGACUUGGUUAAAGAAAUUUUGGAAAAACCUGGAAUUCUAAGUUUUAAUAAAUUUGCUGCUGCCAAUUUUAUGGGAAAUGUUAACUAUAAAUUCACCAAUAAGGUACUCGACCAGCCACUUCUUGAGCUAGUUUCUCCUGGUGAUGUGAUGGCUGCAAAUGUUAUAUGGGUUACCAUAUUGAGAUUCAUGGGUGAUUUAGAAGAAAGUACGAUUUUAAAAGAAACUAAUCCUAAAACUAGAAAAACUAUUAUGAGUCAAUUACAGGGGACAGUUUCAAAAAGUUUUCUAAAUUCUCAAGACUAUUUAAACAUUCUUAAUGCUUUUAAGGCUGAAGAAAGCAAAUUAGUGCAUGAUAACUUUUUUAGUGGUAGAAAACUUUUGAAAAACCUAUCUUUACUUCACAGAAACAAAUUAGAAAGAGAAGUAAAAAGGGCACAACUUGAAUUAGAAGAUUUGAAAAAAUCCUAUGAAAAAUGGGCAGUUGGUUCUUUAUCUACACUUAUUGAAAAAUUGUAUUUUAUUAUUGGCCAUGGUAUUCUGAGACCAACGUUGAGAGAUGAAAUUUAUUGUCAGAUUUGUAAACAACUAACUGACAAUCCAGACCCAACAUCUAACAUGUAUGGCUGGAUCCUCAUGACAUUAUGCACUAGCUCUUUUCCUCCAAGCCCUAAAUUAUCUCCUACUCUUCUUCACUUUCUUGCUAAGGGGGGAAACAUGCUUGGUUCCUUAACACACUUACAAAGAACUCUUGAAAAUGGUGCUAGAAGCCAACCUCCUACAGCUUUUGAAUUAAAUGCUUUAAAAAAUCAAGAAAAAAUGACCGUACAAAUUUUUCUGCUUGAUGAUUCAUCAAUCAUUCUUGAUGUAGAUUCUGCUACAACUGCAAAAGAACUUUGUCAAGGUGUUUGUUCAAAAAUAAAUUUGGAAGAUAGCUUUGGUUUCUCAAUAUUUGUUUCAAUGUUUGGCCAGACUAUAUCUUUAGAAAGUGAUAAAUGGUUUCUAAUGGAUGCAAUAUCUCAAUGUGAAAUGAAAGCUGAUGAAGGAGGUUUACCAGAAAUAAAAGCUCCAUGGUCUGUUGUCUUCAGGCGAGAAAUAUUCCCUCCUUGGCACGUAUCUGUAACUGAUUCAGUAUCAAUUAAUCUCACGUAUAUCCAGAUUAUAAAAGGCAUAGCAAUUGGUGAUUACAAAUGCUCACAGCAGUGUGAACUAGAACUUUUAGUGGCCCAGCAUUAUUAUAUAUCCUGUGGUAAAAGAUUGUUACCAGAAAUCCUUAACAGUUUUCUAAAGGAAGUAAUUCCUGAGCUAUUACUUAAAAGGAAACAUAUCAAUUGGGCCAAAGCAGUUUCGGACGCUUUCAAUAAAAGUUAUUUUAUCAAGAGAAAAAUACCAGAAGAAGAAGUUAGAAUUGAUGUUGUUAAUUUUGCCAAGAAGAAGUGGCCCCUUUUGUUUUCAAGAUAUUAUGAAGUUAAUCAAAUUGCAGGUUAUUAUUUGGGUUCUUCAGACCUAUUAUUAUCUGUUAAUUCAGAUGGAAUCACAUUGGUCAAAAAUUCGAUGGAAAUAAUUAUGAAAAUCACAUACAUCGAAAUUGAAUCUUUUGAAUUUAUAGCAGGUAAUUCAAAUGAUAAGGAUAAAAUACACAUCUUCACCAUUCAUCAAUAUCAAUUUGUUUUUACUUCUGAGUAUGCAGCUAUUAUAUCAACAUCUGUUAGUUCCAUACUUGAUGGAUUGAUGUUAAAAUCUAAAUAUGCCGUUGCAAUUGGUGAUUAUUCACCUCCAGACGAAAGUUUUUUGAAAUUGCAUCCUGGAGAUUUAAUAGUACUUAGUAAUCAUGAAAGCGAUGGAAAAUGGAUGAGAGGAAAUCAUGCUGAUUCUGGUCACAUCGGAGAAUUCCCAAGAAAACUAGUAAAAAUUCUUCCUUGUGUUGAAAAACCUCCUGUUAACAUAUUGGCAUCAUAUGCUGAAGCAAUAAAUGCUGACAAGUAUGAGAUAAAGCCAACGCUUUUAAUUAAAAAGCAUACUUUGGAGAUGUAUGCUUCCAAAUAUUUCAGAUCUGAUCGGUUUCCUGCUAAAGGGCGGAAACAAGAGCUGUGGCAGUUUACUCCUGAUAAAAUUUUCUCUCCUUUGCACCGAGGGUUAUCAAAUCUUUCUCACUUAGUAACACCUAUGUGUACUGCAAUUCUUCAUUACAUGGGAGACAGAGUGCAACUAGGCCAACCAAAUUAUACUAGAACUAUUUUUGAGCCUCCCCUUCAAUUUGAAGUGUUGCGUGAUGAAUUAUACUGUCAAAUAUUGAAGCAGAUGACAGAAAAUCCAAAUGAAUCAAGCCUUAAUAAAGGUUGGGAGCUCUUACUACUAACAACCUGUCUCUUUCCUCCAUCAUCUAUUUUAAUGAAAGAUGUAGAACUGUGGUUAAAUUCAAGGCCUUGUGAAAUGAGUGGAGAAUGUUUGCAGAGAAUAAAAAUGGCCAAGUUUCAUGAAAGUUCUAGAAAAUUUCCACAUCAUUGGCUUGAAGUUGCUGCUGUACAAAAUCGAAUUUCUAUACUUCAUCCUGUGACAUUUCCAAAUAAUAUGGAACAUGUCUUUGAAGUUAAUUCAUUCCUAAAAGUGAAAGACAUCGUGGAGACUGUCUCUAACUGGUUGGGACUUACUACUUCUGAGGGGUUCAGUCUUAUUGUUGUUUUUGAAGAUGUUGCUACUGCACUUCCUGCUAAUGAAUUUUUUUUCGAUGCUAUACUCGAUGCAUGCCAUUUUCCAUUAACAGCUGAGGGUAAUUUUGAGACUCCAAAGUAUGAAUAUGAUUUAAUGUUUGUUAAAAAAUUGUGGAUGAAUACUUAUGCUGGAGUUGACCAAAUCGCAGAUUUAGUAUGUCAUUACUACCAAGAACUUCCAAAAUAUUUAGCUGGCUCUCAUAAUUGUACAGCGAAUGAUGCUAUGUACCUUGGAGCUUUAAUUUUCAUUGCAGAUUUAGAAGAAGGCAUCAGUCCAUCAGAUGUUUCAAAAGAAAUGUUGAAAAAUUUAUCAAACCUAAUUCCUGAACAGUUGUUACAUGGAUUGAACCCUCAAGAAUGGUUGAAUGGGUUAAUAAGGGCUUAUGAACAAAACAAAAUUUUGAAAAGUGAUGAAGCAAAGAUUAUGUUCCUUAAGGAAACUCAAAAAUGGCCAAAUUUUGGUUCUGCCUUUUUUAUUGUGUAUCAGUCUAGUAGCUUACAGGAUGAACAAAAAACUCUUGUUGUUAACAGGAACGGUGUAUGUCUUGUUUACUCAUCAACCAAGGAAAUAAUUGUUUUCUUAACAUAUUCCGAAAUUCUUAAUUGUGAUGUUACGCAUUUAUCUAUUUCUUUGCAUACUACUAAGCAGUCAUUCACCUGGUAUUCUAAAGCAUCGAUGAAAAUAGCUGAUCUCGUGAACUCAUACAUUGAGGCUUACGACACAAAAUACCUCCUGCACUAAUUAGCUUUGAAGAUAUUAAUCUGUAUUUGUUUUGUCAUGUUGAUAUGUUUAUAUUUUAUUUAUUUGUAUCAUUAAAGGAUAUUGUAUAAAAUGUUUUGAAAAUUAUUAUGUAUUUUCUAACAAUAUAAAAAUUAUUUUUACUUUUAUCUACAUUUUUUUUUUUUAAUAAGCUGAUGAAAAUCUGAUCAUAUUCUCUCAGUCUUAGUGUGAUAGUC